This is a messenger RNA of Trichobilharzia regenti, 3279 nucleotides long. The record is from the annotation of a GenBank genome assembly. Lineage: Eukaryota; Metazoa; Platyhelminthes; Trematoda; Strigeidida; Schistosomatidae.
AUGUCUGCAUCAUAUAUUCGUCGUGAUACUACACUUGUCUCUAAUCCGUGUCCUUUAUCUAUCCUUUCGACUGGACCAUCAUCUGCCUCAUCAUCAUCAUGUAUAAGCGCCAAUGAACAUCAUACAAUCAGAUCAUAUUCAGAUCAAACAGGAAUGCCUUCAAAACAUAGUCCAGCAACAGCGCUACAACAACAGCAACAACAACAACCAAGUCAAGCUAGUAUGCAUUCACCAAAAAUGUCACCAGAUUCAACGCUUACACAAUUAUCAUCAACUCCGUCGAGUUUUAUGUCAUAUUUAAAUUCAUCAACAAGUCUUAGCGGAUCGUUAUUAUCCUCCUCCUCAUCGUUAUUAUCGAAUGGUAAUCCUAUUUCAUGUGAUAGUUUUCUACGUACAGCUCUUUUAUCAGAUAACAAUUAUAAUCUAGAUAAACAAUGCGUUGGUAGUACAACAAAUUUAAUGACUACUAGCGGUGUUAAUAGUAGUAAUAGUAUACCAAAUUUUCAUGAUCCAAUCAAUAAUCAUCUAUCAUCAAGUAAUACUAUUCAACCAUGUUCAUUAUUACGUCCAAGAGCAAUGACAACAUCGAAUGCUUCAAGAUCAGGUACACCAGCUGGUGGUGGGAAUAAUACACCAACAUCUGGUGGUGGUGGUGGUGGUGGGAGUGGUGCUGGUGUUGUCGGCUCAUCAGUAUGUGCAUCGGCACCGACAAGUACAACACCGAUAAAAAAAUCAUCAAGACGUAAUCCAUGGGGUUCAGAAACUUAUUCAGAUUUAAUUUCAGUAGCUAUACGUUCAUAUCCAGAUAAACAGGCAACUUUACAACAAAUAUAUGAUUUUAUUAUAACACAUUAUGAAUACUUUCGUGAACGUAGUGAUCCGACUAGUUCAGCUGGAUGGAAAAACUCAAUACGCCAUAAUCUAUCACUACAUGAUAGAUUUACAAAAUGUCCAAAAUCAUCAGAUAAUACAAAAUCUUCUUAUUGGAGAAUUAAUCCAGAUGUGGCGGCGAAACCAUAUGUACGCAGACGAGCUUGUUCAAUGGAUACAACUAAUUUAAAACGACCAAGUCAUUACGGGAAAAUGAAUAAUCGAUCAGGUGGUGCUGGUGGCGGCGGUGUUGCUCAUCGUAGUAAUGCAUCCAAUAAUAAUAACAACAACAACAAUAACAGCAGCAUGACUGGACAUCAUCAUCGUCUUCAAGUGCCUUCAACAGACAAUAAUGAGGCAAUGAAGUUAUCUUUAUCACCAGUAUGUGAAUUACAACAGCAGCAACAACACCAUCCAUUGGAUUUCAAUAAUUAUGCCUCAUCAAAACUUGCCUGUAAUCGAUCAGAUACUACUGGAACAGAUUGUAACAGCAACAACAGUCGUUUAGCUUCGUCAACAUCACCGUCAACAGAUACGUGUAGUACAACUAAGUCUAUGCAUUUUUAUCAUUGUACACAACAGUCAAAUACAACCAAUGAUACACUAUGUGAUAAUAAUAAUAAUCCACUAAUUAGUUCACAUUGGCAAAAUCCUAAAGCAUUAACACAUCAUCAUCAUCAACAACAGCAGCAGGCAUAUAAUUCAAAUGCUACAUCUGGCGGCGGCGGCGGCGGUAAUAAUAUAUUCAAUUCAGGAUUCUCUGGUCUAUCAUGUUCUACUGAUCUACCACCAAAUCGAUGUGGUCGUACAAGUGGAUUAAUUGAACAAUUAUUACGUAAUGAUCAUACAAUUGGAAUGAAUAAUUCUACAACAAUGCAUACAAUAGAUCGUUUAUCUUCAGAUCAUUAUCCUACAAAUUUAUUUCCUUCAUGUCACUCAGGUAAAUCUUCUUUAACAACUGGUAUUAAUAAUAAUACAAGUAUGUGCAAUUCUCUACAACAAAUGGAUACAUUAAAUUGUUCAGAUUAUUUAUCUGGCAAUAGUAGUACACUUGAAGCAGCCUCAUCAUCCUUAUCUCAUAUGGAUUUAAUUAGACAACACCACCAACACCAACAACAACAGCAACAGCAACACCAACAACAACACCAACACCAACAACACCAGCAAUCAUUACAUCAUUCAAGUGCUGCUGCAGCUGCCCUGCUUAGUCAUAUUAAUAAUAAUCCAUCACGUGGAUCAUCUAAUAAUGCAUCAGCGCAUCAUUUAUUACCAGUACCUUUGUUAACCAGUGGGGGUGGUAGUGAACAACAUCAUGGAUCCUCAUCAGCAGCAGCAACUGCAGCAGCGGCUGCCGCUCAAUCUUACUGGCAAGCAGCUUAUCGUUCAUCUGCAUCAUCAUGCUUCUAUCCAGUUGGUGGACAUUAUAAUCCAUCAAUUUCAUCUACACCGAUAGGCACUGGUGUUGGUGGGGGUGGUAACAAUAGUUUCACUGCUUCAUUCUAUGAUACUUCUUCACAUUUACUCCAUUCAGCAGCAUCCAAUGAUACAGGAGGAGGUAAAUUACUACCGUUUUUAAAUUCAUGUUCAUCAUCAGCAUCGAAUGGUCCGACUACACCGAGUUCAUCAUCACCACCGCCAGCAACAACCUCAGUUAAUUCAUGGCGUCAUUCAUUAGGAUUAGAUAUGCGUCUAUUCAGUGAUACGCAUAAUUCUCAACGAUCAACAGUUGCUGAUCAUCCUAUGCCACCUUUAUCAUCGUCGUCAUCAUCGGCAUCGUUAUCGUGUUCCGUACAAAAUAAUAGUGUUCUAGAGAAUACGAAUCGAUCACUGGGACCAGUAACACCACCAGAUUUAAUGUAUUUCCCACAGACAACAUCACUAUUCAAUAUGGAGUCGUCGUCAUCUUACCAGCAGCAACAGCAGCAACAACAGUCGAAACAAGAUAAUGACGAUAAUGAUACAUUAAUGACAGAAGAAUUAUGCAAUUUAGGUCGAUCGAAUCGUUCAUUGAUGAAUACAGCCUAUGAAACGCCACAACAACAACAACAACAACAACAAAAUUCAUCAACACCGCCACCACCGUCAUCAACGUCAACAUCAUCGUCGUCGCCUCCUGCUUCUGCUUCUACUUCUGUCGCAGCUUCAGCUUCAGUCUCAGCAUUCACUGCAAAUUUAAAUCAAUCCUCACGUCCUCCGUCUAUUAUUAAUGAUCGUACAACAUGUAGAGAAAUGCGACAAUAUAUUGAAGCGUAUAACACUGCCGCAUCAUCUUAUGAAGAUGAUUGUGAACCAUUAGAAUUGGAAUUGAGUUUAGAGCUGGCUGAUCGAAUUGUUGGCAGUACUAGUGUUGGCACGUCAACAGCUAAUCCAAUCACGUCGAGUUAUGGAUGUCCACCAGCACCAAAUUAA